AUUUUUUUUGUUGUUAAUACUAAAAUGUUUAAUUUUCUUCCCAUUUCUUGUGAGCAUUCAAACAAAAGAAUUAUGUAUUGUGAUUUGAACUCCAUUCGCUUCUAAAAGAAACUGGAGCAUAAUCAUCCCUAUAAAUACCAAUGGGCAGCACAGUGUUUGAAAUUUCUCUACCGUAGGUGUCGUGCUGUGAGUAAUACGUCAAUUCGAUCUCUGCUCGACUUCCCUCUUCAAAGCUUGGAAGUGUAUUUAUCUGUUCUUGAUGGAUCGUUUGACUCUCCUGCACACAGAUCUGGUCAGUUGCUUCCACCUUUCAUCCUAAAAUUGAUUGAAUUUGAUGAUCGUUUAAGGAAUCAAUCAUCCAAUAGCAUCGACUUUCGAUUUCGCCUUUCGGGUAUGUUCAAUUCAUUCCCGUCUCGAUACCCAUCGCCUAGAUUUGUGAUAUCAUGAGCAAUUUUUCAUAUGGGUCCUCGAGUCCCAACUCCUUCAAUGCAUAUACAAGAGGCGAUUUCGAUUUAGAAUCUGGAGGAACCCUAAAAAGAAUUCGAAAGACCAAAUGUUCCCCAAUCUAUCUCGUUAGAAUGUUCAAAUCUGUUAGUAACCGGAUCCACUACUAUUACAAGUUGCAUCCGGUUGUAGUUUUGUUCAUCUGUUUGUCAAUUGGAGUUACACUUCUGUUAAUCCUGUCUGUGUACGAAAACCACUAUCGAAUGACCAAUUAUUACGAGAAAUUGAAUGUAAAUUCGGAGGGAUUCCCAUUCCCGAAGCUUCAGAAUCUUGUAAUGGUUGCGGGUCAUUCGGUUUAUGUAAGCAGUAGCUGUGAGAAGGUUGAGAAGGAAGAUUCAUGGGUUUUGGAGUCGUAUCAGAAGCAUCCAGGCCAAGCUGCUACGUUUAUUUCACAUAUUAAAGAGGGAAUUGAGACUGCAGCGAGGGAUGAUGCUGCAUUGUUGCUGUUUAGUGGUGGAGAGACUAGAAAAAAUGCUGGUCCUCGAAGUGAGGCACAGAGUUAUUGGGCUGUUGCUGAAUCUCAACAAUGGUUUGGGAAGAAGGAGAAUGUGAGGUCAAGAGCACUCACAGAGGAGCAUGCCAGGGACAGCUUUGAGAAUCUCCUAUUCAGCGUUUGUCGGUUCCGGGAGCUAACUGGAAAAUAUCCUCAAAACAUUACCGUGGUAAGCUACGAUUUUAAAGAGAAGAGAUUUGCNGGGCAAGACAGGUCGGGAAAUUGGGUGGGGACGAAGACAAAAAUAUAA
Cucurbita pepo subsp. pepo (vegetable marrow) is the source of this 1247-nucleotide messenger RNA. NCBI's taxonomy places the organism in Eukaryota, Viridiplantae, Streptophyta, Magnoliopsida, Cucurbitales, Cucurbitaceae. The record is from RefSeq and is a predicted model, not a curated record.